AUGGUUUUGAUAAAUUCGGCCCAAGCGUUGGGGUUGGCGCAUUUACUAAAAAAAGCAGUUUAUUCUGACAGCUUUCUUAAUAAUGUAAACACUGAUGUGGCUCUUAAUACGGGAUUCGAAAAACCGUUGUGUGGAUCAUUAGACUUUUCAAGCGCUAGUCUCACUCUUUCUCCCGUUCCAGCUGUACCAGACAUACAUAAAAAUAAAUUAACUGCCACUCUUGAAAUGAAGACUGUAACUCUGACGCAACCUAAAGUACAAAUAGGUUAUGAGGUCAAUGUUCAACCCGAUAACUAUAUCAAAACUAUAAUUUGCGAUACGCCUAGCAUUCUUAAUUUCGACGAUUCUUGCACAGUCGUGGGAAAUCGAUUGCAAAUCGAUACAUACAUAAAGAACCACGUUGCCCUCUUUGACGCCUUUUCCUCCAAUGGAAACAAGCUUAUUAUGAAAAUUCUCAUAAACGAUCAAGGUUGUGCCAAGCUUCGUGUUAAUUACGACGGAGACCCCACUAUUGCCACUCCCAAUGGCGACGUUCCGACCAGCACUUCGACAGGCACUUCGACAAACACUUUCGCGGACGACUUUGGUAGCAACGAUACCUCGUUAACAAAAAAGCUCACAUAUUUGUACAACAUUCCAUUAGCAAUUGGAGCCGUUGCUGUAUUGACCACUACUUUGUUAGAAAAAAAUAAUAUUCGACCAGGGAACUAUCACCCGUCUUCACGUGUUCUCAUUCCACCUCCGCUAGCAGCACAAAGCCCUUCGAUAUAUGACAUUCUUCGUGCCGUUCAGUUUUUUGUAACAGCUGCUUUGCUUUCUGUACCUUGUCUCGAAAAUAAUCAAGGCUCUAACUUUAUUUAUCGGAAUGUUGCAUCGAAACUUGAAUGGACGUGCGGAAUAUUACCGUCUAGUAUUAAGGCUCAAUUCAUAUCCACUGCUGCCGAUGACAAGAUACGAGGAGGAAUAUGUCGGAUGACUCAAAGCUGUGUAAAACAAGUCAGUGAUCAAUGCAAAAUAAUGGGAUAUCCCGCAUUGAAUAAUUCAAAUCCACCUUCUUCUGCAUACACGGAUUUUGGAAGGGCAGCACAUAUUUCAGCCUAUAAUUUAUUUUUUAUGGUAUUGAUUAUAUUCUGCGUUGUAAUGGCAGUCGCGUUUGCUGUCGCGUUAUUUUCUGGUGUGCUGGCAUGGUUGCUUAAGUGCUUGUGGGGAAAAUGGUCAAUACUGAAAACUGUUGCGCACAAUACUCAUUUUUUAAUACUCGGUAAGUGGCUUUGA
Messenger RNA from Paraglomus occultum, 1275 nucleotides. NCBI's taxonomy places the organism in Eukaryota, Fungi, Glomeromycota, Glomeromycetes, Paraglomerales, Paraglomeraceae. The record is from the annotation of a GenBank genome assembly.